Lymnaea stagnalis (great pond snail) is the source of this 6574-nucleotide messenger RNA. The record is from the annotation of a GenBank genome assembly. NCBI's taxonomy places the organism in Eukaryota, Metazoa, Mollusca, Gastropoda, Lymnaeidae.
AGCACGUUAAAUGUAAAUAAAAGCAUUUAAUUUAGAGUUGCAGGCCUUGCUAGCAAAGAGAAUCAUUAAAAAUAUUGGGCCGCUAAUUCCAAGUAAGGACACUUAUCUCAUAUUUCUGUGCCCAAGUUUAGCUUUAUUAUAUUAACUAUUUAUUUUUAUUUUGGGGAACUGGGCAGUUAGUUAAACAGCAGAAGUGAACAUCAAUUAUUUACAAAUACAAAAACUAUAACUUUUAUUAAUAAUUUUCAAUUAACACCCCAUUUGAUUAUUUGAUAUUAAUUCUAAUUAUGAAUUAUUAACCAAAUGUCUUUUCUUUAAAAGAAUUCGAAGAAAGUUCACAUUUAUUUAUAUAAUAUUAUAUCUUAAACUUGACAAAUAAAAUAAAGUUUUUAUCGCUACUUACGUAGUAAUAUAAUAUGCCCAAUUUAGUUGUAGGGACCUCCCAUUCAUUAAAUUUAUAUAUACGUUUAACAUCGCCCAUGUCAUCGGAGCUUUAGACUUUAGAAGAAUAAGAAGAAUGUAUCACACUAAUGACUAAUGUAUCCAUAAUUUUAUAUUUUUUGAUUUGACAAUUUUGUCCCCUUGACUGCUCAUUGACUGCUCAGACUUGCUGACACUGACAUCAUGUUGUUUCCUGAGAUCUAUAAAAGCUUAGUGAGCUUUUACAGUAAGCUACGGACAUGGAAGGAAGCAAGGGCGCAUUCAGGGACCCACACUCUUUCAUCUUUGCCAUAUUUUCUCCAUAUUCUCUCCAUUACGAAAUUUCUAGGAAUGCACUGAGUGUGACUGAGUGAGGGUACAUCCACACCAGGUUUUAUAGCAAGCCGCUCAACAUUGUCUACCGUCUACCUCCCUGUAGUGUCCAAAGGGUUGAUAGUAUUAAUGUGAAAAUUGUUGAGCUUCACAUAAGUAUAACCUGGGCUCACUAUCUCUACUGAAAAUUGAGAAUGGAUGAAAGGACAGCACCAGCCGUGUCCAGCAAUGUGUAAAGCUUAAGUUCCAGAGAGUUCCAUCUGCUGGUCUACACUAGGCAUGAAUAGAAAUACAACAGCUUCCAUCAUAGAUAUCUGUAGUUCUUUCAGUGAAUUUAAAAGGAUUUCUGGGAGGCACGCUCAUAGAGGGGGCAUGACAAUCCAUACAACCACAUCUGUGCUGCAGUGAUGUGCACAGGAAGAUGGACUGGAUCAAUUCAAGUGACAUGGAUGGAGGAAUGUAUCAACGACUGUUGGCACCCUGAUGGAGAACCACUGAACUGCUUAAUACUAUCUGUACAAUUGGGUUGAGAAACUUUUUACUGGUAGAUUGAAAUGUCAGGUUUGGGGGCGAUCAAUUGUGCGAUAAAAAGUAAGACGUGACCUUUAAAUGUCUGACUAAUAUUACUAAUAAGGCCAAUUGAAAUGAAAACAUGUAACAUUUUUUAAAUCAAUAUACAUAUUUUAAAAAUUGUUUUGUUCUCAUUGCAAAUUUUGAACUUUUUAUUUAUUUUAUUAAAUUUUAGGGGGUAGGGGGGCGUAUUUCUCACCUGCAAAAAUACAAAAUCUAUUCAUAGCAACAAGAAAAUUACAGUAUUGAAUUUGCAUCGUUGGAUAUGGUUACUUAAAAACUAAAAAAUGUUAAUACUGUUAUCAAUGUUCAUUAAAAAAAAGUUGAGUAGUUGUAGCACUAGUAGUAGUAGUAGUAGAAAAUGUAUAAAAUGCAGAGGUUGAAAGUGUCAAGAUUUUUUAAAAUCAGUAAGAUGUUAACCAUCAUGGACAGAAUGAAAUUUAAUGAAAAACUAUAUUUAGAAUGAUACAUUUCAGUUAUUAACAAUAAUUUUAAUAAUAAAAAAAGUUCUGUUAGGACAGAAUGAAAUGUAAUGAAAAACUAUAUUUAGAAUGAUACAUUUCAGUUAUUAACAAUAAUUUUAAUUUACAAAAAUUUCUUUUAACGAAAUUGUAAUGCCGGUAAUUCUUAAUUUUUAUUUUGCAUUCUCCAGUUACCCAAAGAGUUGCAACGUUGAAGGCCAAGAACACCAUGCCAAAGUGGAGUUGCGAGCUCCUGACCCAAGUUUAAAUUUUUAAUUUAAUUGUACCACAGUAGAUUCUAUUCUCAUACAACAUAUCCAUCAGCCAGUUUCAUCCACAUAUUCUUCUGAAAUUCACUCAUAGGCUAAGAAGGAAUUCCCAAUCCAUCUGUUCACAACUCGUCCUUAUUACAAUUACAACUAUUUGGGCUUUAUUAUAAAAAUGGCUGGAGUCCUGAAGCAUUGGAGAGAGUCAGCGAGCUUGAUCAUAGCAUCAAAGAAGCUUUCUAUGCCACAACCACGGCAGACUCUUCUAAACAGAAUAAUGAGAAAACAACCAGAACUUGUUGAAAAUACACAUGAUGAAAUUUUUCGUGUUCUUCUUCUCAAAAGAAGUGCAGCGAGUUCUAAUUUGCCCAAGGUUCAUGUGUUCCCCGGAGGAAUGCUGGAUAACAAUGACUUCUCUAAAGAGUGGCUGGAUUUGACUGGAUGCAAUGGUGAUUUACUGCAGUUACUUGCCAGGGGAUUUGCUGGUGCUCCGAUUUUCAGUAGGAAAAGAGCAGCAGAGUUUUCAGAAAUACCCAGUGAGAUAGCCUUGCGAAUAGCAGCCAUAAGGGAAACAUUUGAGGAGUCCGGUAUUCUACUAGCAAGGCCUAUAGAUGAUGUAGAAACACUUAAACUCAACUCGUUGAAAAGUCAUCCUAUAUGUAGCACUUAUUGCAAUAUGUCGUCAAGAGUCAACAUUGAAUGGAGAAAGCAGAUAAUUUCAGAUCCAUCUCAGUUUCUGGUUAUGUGCAAAGAGUUGAAGAUGGUUCCUGAUAUAUGGUCAUUAUACGAAUGGUCAAACUGGUUGACUCCGUUGUUAAGAGGCUCAAGAUUUGACACAGCAUUUUUUAUUUGCUGUGUUGAUGAGGCCCCACUAAUCUAUGAUUCAGAGGAAACUGAAGAAGGAAUUGUAAGUAAAAAAAAAAUUUGGGGGGGUUAUUUUUGUGGGUGUAAAAAUUGCUCUAACCUCAGUUAGUUAAAAUAUUGAAGAAUUUCAAAUUUUCAUAACAUGUUUUCUGGUUCAUUAUACUAAUAUAAUACUAUACAAAAUAUUCACUGGUGGUAUUUAUCAAUAUAAGUUCAUCGUCUUUUAACAAUGUAGAUGAAUUUGUAGCAGAUAAUCCUAAAGCAAUUGUUUCUUUAUUGAUUAAAAUAGACUCACUCCUGAACAGUGUUAGCAUUUUUUAAAUAGUAAAACUAUAUAAUUUAUAAAUAUUUACUUCUUUAUGUUAAUUUGUUUCAAAUUAAAAGUAAUGAUCUCUAAAAAAAAGUUUAUUAGAGUGAUAGGUAAUGAAUGUUUAAUUGAAAUCUUGACAGCUUUUUCCUAAUUACAGUGGCUCAGUCCCUCUGGAAUUCUGAAAGCAUGUUCCCAAGGAAUUGUUCCUUUAGCACCCCCUCAGUUAUAUGAGCUGUCACGAUUAACACAGUUCAACACCACAGAUGAUCUCCUAUCAUUGUCAUGGAAACGUUCAGCGUAUCGUGCAAAACGUUGGAUGCCAGUCCUCGUUCAGUGUCAGGACUGUACUAUGAUUGUUUUACCAGGUAGUCAACAUUUGUCUAAGAUGGGGUUGAAUUAAACUACUCUCUGUGUGAUUCCUUCUUUACACCUGUUUGUGUGCAAUACAUUAAAAACCUCUUUAUGUGAGUUACAUUAAAAACCUCUUUGUGUGUGUUACUUUAAACACCUCUGUAUGUGUUACUAGAUCUCUUCAUUGCCAAUUAAAUUGCUGCAAUAUUUUAUUAUUUUUUUUUUUACUCCAAAAAAAUUUUUAAAAGCUAAAAGCAUGUUAUACAAACUUUAUCAUUAUACACAACAUUCCAGCUAUUACACACCACAGAGAGCGGCAUAAUACACAACCCUACAGCCACUAUACACACCAGAGGCAAAAUACACACCAGAGGCAAAAUACACAACCCUACAGCCACUAUACACACCAGAGGCAUAAUACACAACCCUACAGCUACCAUACCCAUGCCAAGAAGCGCAUUCAUUAAGUGAAGCUUAAAAUGCAUUACUUAAGUAAACUGCUGCUUUGUCAUGGACAUUUAAAUCCUGUUUUUUUGUUUUUUUUCACCAAGGUGAUGAUAUGUACCCUGAGAACCCUGACUUGACUGGGGAAAUAGGAAGUGGAGCUACUGAAGUAUCACAGUCUUUCCAGGAACUUCAGAACCUCUACCCUAGACAAAACCGUAUAGUAGUUAACGAAAACAAGCAGUUAUCAUUGUACUGCAAUGUUAAAUUUGUCUCCGGUCACAUGCUACCUCUUGAAUUUAACAAAGAAGCUCUAUCUAAAUGAUUUUAUAUUAUCACUUGCUCCUAAAUUUUUAAGGAUGUGGAAUCUUGAAAUCAAAUUAGCAUGUGUUCAUUUGUUAGAAAUGAUUAAAUAUACAUGUACAUUUUAUUUUAUCUUCUCGAGUCUUGAGUGUGAUGAUUUUAGUCACAUCACCAUUUGUAAUGUUUUUUAUUUUAAUUUUCAUGUUUAAAUGAUACUAUCAUAUUCUAAACCUUUCAGAAGUAAUUUAAAACUCUUCAAUGAAUUAGAGACCAUUUUUAAUUUUAUGUUAACAUAAAGCCAAUAAUGAGACUGUUGACAAACAUUAAUAAUAUAACAUUUUCUGUUGUUCCUAUCAUCUAAAAUACAUGACUAUAAUGAAAUUCUUACACACAGUGUGUCGAUGUAUUCAUAAUAUCAGGACUCCAUUAAACAAUUAUUGUGUACAGGAUACUGUAUUUAUUUUGAAAAAAAAAAAUAUUUUCAACAGCAAAGUUAGCAAAAUCACAUUGUGCACAUUGUGACUGUAUAUUUGUCUUUGAUGAUCCACAUUGGGGUUUAGUGGAAAAGAAAGACAAAAAAAAUAGAUCUUUAUAAUCAAGUGGUGCUAAUGAAAAAAAUAAUUUACAAAUCAAAAUUAUAUUUAUAAUUAGAUAUUAAAAAUCCCAAUGAGAUUUGCUUUGUUGGAGCCAUUUAAAUUUUUUUUAAAGGUAAAAUUUGUUUGACUUGGUGCCAGUGGAGUUCAUGAAUGGAAUUAAGAGAUAUAAAAAUAUUUUAGAUCCAAAAUAAAAACUGAAACAAUGCUGUCAGGAAGAUACAAGUACAGCAGUAAAUAGCUUAUUCUUAUAUCAUUCAAAUACUAUUUAGUACCGUAUGCAAGUAAAUAUUGUGAUAAAAGUCUGAAUAAAAUUUUGCAGAUUAGGUCAAACUAACAGCCCAAAUUAGUAUAUAAAUACAUAUUAUAUAUUCAAUUCACAACCACAUUUAAAAUUUACACACUAUUAUUUAAAGAAAAACAAACACACCUAAAUCAGGUAUUGAUGCAAUUUGCACUUGUCAGAACUAAUCUGAUAAUAGACAGUUAAUGAGUAAAUAUAUAAACUAAAAUGAAAUAGAUUCACUUUCGGCAGUACCGUACUCAGAAAGUAGAUCAGAUUGUACAUAUAAUUAUUUAUUAUUGUUAUAUAAUUUACCCCCCCAAAAACACAAUAUUAAUGAAAGCCUGAUUUAUAUGGCCCCCUUAUAGCGUUUAAUCCUAAGAGUCGUGUAUGGACAGCUGUCAAAGAUUAGCCAAAAGUUUUUUUCAUUCUGUGCAUGUGAUAAUGACCAUGGCAUUUUUUGACUUGAGAAGUGACUUGACUUGAGUUGUAUUUUGUUUAAAGUGAGGCAGAGUUGCUCAAUUUGUCAGCCUCACCCAUUUGUACUUUCCUAUUUGAUCCAAUGGCAAGACUUAGUCAAGAUGACUGGAAAUAGACCAGGAUGGCAAGACUUAGUCAAGAUGACUGGAAAUAGACCAGGAUGCAGUAGAUAACCAUCUCUGUGUCUUGUGUGUUUCACUGUGCUCUCUAUGCGCUCUACGUGAGUCGUCAGAAUUUUCAUUGUGUCAGUGUCAUAACGCCAAUAGACGGGUCCCAUCCACCAGGGGUGCUAGUGAUGUGUCUGCUUGUCUGAACGUUUUCUGUGGAUUGAACUCCAGUCCACUAGCUUGGGAUUGGCUCAGUUUAGAUAGCGCAGCCAGAUAAGCCAUUAAAAAAAAUUUUUGGAAAAAGUUUUUUGUACAGUAUGAUAUAUUUACCCCACGUCAAACAAAAGAAUGUAAUACAUAGAGUGAUGGAAAUAUAAAAAAUACUAUGCGGUCAUGUCUCCACACCUUGAUGUAGCUCAAAUCUAUGUUGGUGGAGGGGGUGCUAUGAAUUAUAAAAAUGAUGGUCAUACCUCUAGUGCAUGCUUGCAUAAUGAUUUAUAGAUACAUUGUACCUUGUGUGUGCCACAGUUGGAUCCAGCAGCUUCCAGUCUGCCUGAUUUUAAAAAAUGAACGACGUAAACGAUGGUUUAACUGUCCAUCUAACACAGGAACCAGUUAAACGCCAGAUAAAAUAAUCUAAAGCUGCAACUAAGGUUUUUUUGUGAAAAGUCAUGCCAUGUUGAAAAGAAAUCAAUGCAUUUUGUCAUAUAGAUUAUACAUUUCAUCAUAUUAGCUAGGAAUCAUAUAAAUAGAUAUGUCGUAAAAACCAAAUACAAAUGAAUUGUUUUA